Messenger RNA from Coturnix japonica (Japanese quail), 7560 nucleotides. Its product is annotated as intersectin-1. NCBI's taxonomy places the organism in Eukaryota, Metazoa, Chordata, Aves, Galliformes, Phasianidae. Gene Ontology annotation, cellular component: intracellular vesicle; plasma membrane; presynaptic membrane. The record is from RefSeq and is a predicted model, not a curated record. Gene Ontology annotation, biological process: clathrin-dependent synaptic vesicle endocytosis; endosomal transport; intracellular signal transduction. Gene Ontology annotation, molecular function: calcium ion binding; molecular adaptor activity; guanyl-nucleotide exchange factor activity.
GUCACUACGGCGGCUGCGAGGGCGAGCGCCGUGCGGGCUCCUCCCCUCAGCGCCCGGCAGACGGCGGCUGAGGAGGCAGCGGGAGGGGAUGGUGCGCCUGGCGGAGGCGGUGGCGGGCGCCGCUCCGGCUCCUCCAUCCCCCCCGCCGUCGCCAUGGGUGUGAGCGGGGCCCGGCGGCCCGCGCAGAUAUGAGGCAUCCAUUAAUAAGCUAAAAGUGGAAGAACCAUGGCUCAGUUUCCAACACCUUUUGGGGGCAACCUGGAUAUCUGGGCUAUUACUGUGGAGGAGAGAGCUAAACAUGAUCAACAGUUCCACAGUCUGAAACCAACAUCUGGAUUUAUCACUGGUGAUCAAGCUAGAAACUUUUUUUUUCAGUCUGGGUUACCUCAGCCGGUGUUAGCACAGAUAUGGGCUUUAGCUGACAUGAACAAUGAUGGAAGGAUGGAUCAGCUGGAGUUUUCAAUAGCUAUGAAACUUAUCAAAUUAAAACUACAAGGCUAUCAACUCCCAUCUGCGCUGCCUCCUGUCAUGAAGCAGCCACCUAUUGCUCUACCUAGUGCGCCAGGGUUUGGUAUUGGGGGCAUUGCCAGCAUGCCAUCUCUUACAACUGUUGCCCCAGUGCCAAUGGCAUCUAUUCCAGUAGUAGGAAUGUCUCCGCCAUUAGUAUCUUCUGUUCCUGCAGCAGCAGUGCCUCCCCUGGCUAAUGGAGCUCCUGCUGUUAUACAGCCUCUGCCUGCUUUUGCUCAUCCUGCCACAUUGCCAAAGAGUUCUUCCUUUAGUAGAUCUGGUCCAGGAUCGCAGCUGAACACAAAACUGCAAAAGGCACAAUCGUUUGACGUGGCUAGUGUGCCUCCUGUGGCAGAGUGGGCAGUACCUCAGUCAUCAAGACUGAAGUACAGACAGUUGUUCAAUAGCCACGAUAAAACAAUGAGUGGACACUUAACAGGUCCACAAGCAAGAACUAUUCUUAUGCAGUCAAGUUUACCCCAGGCUCAGCUGGCUACGAUAUGGAAUCUUUCAGAUAUUGAUCAAGAUGGAAAACUUACAGCUGAAGAGUUUAUUCUGGCUAUGCACUUAAUUGAUGUAGCUAUGUCUGGUCAGCCAUUGCCACCUGUACUGCCUCCAGAAUAUAUUCCACCUUCAUUUAGAAGAGUACGCUCUGGUAGUGGCGUAUCUGCUGUAAGUUCAGUAUCUGUAGACCAAAGGUUACCAGAAGAACCAGCAUUAGAAGAAGAACAGCAGCAACUGGAAAAGAAAUUACCAGUUACAUUUGAAGAUAAAAAACGUGAGAACUUUGAACGUGGCAAUCUAGAACUUGAAAAACGGAGGCAGGCUCUCCUGGAACAGCAGCGCAAGGAACAAGAGCGUCUUGCACAGCUGGAACGGGCAGAGCAAGAAAGGAAGGAACGUGAACGACAAGAGCAAGAACGGAAAAGACAGCUGGAGCUAGAAAAACAGUUGGAAAAACAACGAGAAUUGGAACGGCAGAGGGAAGAAGAAAGAAGGAAAGAAAUAGAAAGAAGAGAGGCUGCAAAACGGGAACUUGAGAGGCAAAGGCAACUUGAAUGGGAACGUAAUCGUCGGCAAGAACUGCUAAAUCAAAGAAACAGAGAACAAGAGGACAUAGUUGUUCUGAAGGCAAAGAAGAAGACUUUAGAAUUUGAGCUGGAAGCUCUAAAUGAUAAAAAAAAUCAGUUGGAAGGAAAGCUUCAGGAUAUCAGAUGUCGGCUGUCUACCCAAAGACAAGAAAUCGAAAGUACAAAUAAAUCUAGAGAACUGAGAAUUGCAGAAAUUACCCAUUUGCAACAGCAGCUACAGGAAUCUCAGCAGAUGCUUGGGAAGUUGAUUCCAGAAAAGCAAUUACUCAAUGACCAACUAAAGCAGGUUCAACAGAACAGUUUGCAUAGUUUAAAAACAGGAGAUUCUCUUCUUACUAUCAAAAGAGCCUUAGAAGCCAAGGAACUAGCCCGUCAACAACUUCGAGACCAGCUAGAUGAAGUAGAAAAAGAAACCAGAUCUAAACUUCAGGAAAUUGAUAUUUUCAACAAUCAGCUGAAGUCAAUGGCAAUGGAAGACGCAAUGCUGCAGUGCCUGGCAGUUCUCCUGGGCUGCGUCAACUACUUAGACUCCUUUCUAAAGGAGCUGAGAGAAAUACAUAACAAACAGCAGCUUCAGAAACAAAAGAACUUGGAAGCUGAGAGGCUGAAACAGAAAGAGCAAGAGAGGAAGACAGAACUGGAAAAGCAAAAAGAAGCUCAAAGGAGAAUCCAGGAUCGGGAUAAACAGCGACUAGAUCGAGUGCAACAAGAGGAAGAACCUCAAUGGCAAAAAAAAAAUCAAGAAGAUGACAAGCAAAAAAGGGAAGAAAUAGUCAAGAAGAAGGAAAGUGAGGAUAAGGGGAAGCAGGAAAUCCAAGAGAAACCGAGUAAGCUUUUCCAACCACAUCAAGAACCAGUUAAGCCAGCUGUCCAGGCUCCAUGGUCAAAUGCAGGAAAAGCUCCACUAACAAUUUCUUCUCAGGAGGAUGUGAAAAUAGUGUAUUAUAGAGCCCUCUAUCCUUUUGAAUCAAGAAGCCAUGAUGAAAUCAGUAUUCAGCCUGGCGACAUAGUCAUGGUUAAAAGGGAAUGGGUGGAUGAAAGUCAGACUGGAGAACCGGGGUGGCUUGGUGGAGAAUUGAAGGGAAAAACUGGAUGGUUUCCAGCAAACUACGCAGAAAAAAUACCUGAAAGUGAAGUUCCAGCAUCUAUAAAACCAGUCGAGGCAGCUCCUGCCCCUAAAGUUUCUGUGCAUGAAACAACCACAGCAUUAGGAACUGCUGCAUCUACUGAGUGCACAACAACUGCCAACAACUGGGCAGACUUCAGUUCAACAUGGCCAGCAAACACUAAUGAGAAACCAGAGACAGACAACUGGGAUGCCUGGGCAGCUCAGCCGUCUUUGACUGUUCCCAGUGCAGGGCAGCUGCGGCAGAGAUCAGCCUUCACCCCUGCCACUGUUACAGGAUCGUCUCCCUCUCCUGUAUUGGGUCAGGGUGAAAAGGUGGAGGGACUUCAAGCACAGGCUUUGUAUCCUUGGAGAGCAAAAAAAGACAACCACCUUAAUUUUAACAAAAAUGAUGUCAUCACAGUUUUAGAGCAGCAAGAUAUGUGGUGGUUUGGAGAAGUUCAAGGACAAAAGGGGUGGUUUCCUAAGUCAUAUGUGAAGCUUAUUUCAGGCCCCAUUAGGAAGUCGACAAGCAUGGAUUCUGGUUCUUCAGAAAGUCCUGCUAGUCUGAAAAGAGUAGCAUCACCAGCAGCUAAAGCAACUAUGUCAGGUGAAGAAUAUGUUGCUAUGUAUACUUACGAGAGUUCUGAACAAGGAGACCUAACCUUUCAGCAAGGUGAUAUGAUUCUUGUGACAAAGAAAGACGGCGACUGGUGGACAGGAACACUGGGUGAUAAAACAGGAGUUUUCCCAUCUAAUUAUGUGAGACUCAAAGAUUCGGAGGCUUCUGGAGCAGCUGGAAAAACAGGAAGCUUAGGGAAGAAACCUGAAAUUGCCCAAGUUAUUGCCUCUUACACAGCAACGGGUCCAGAACAACUCACCCUUGCUCCUGGUCAGUUGAUUCUUAUCAGAAAGAAGAACCCAGGUGGCUGGUGGGAAGGAGAGCUCCAAGCACGAGGGAAAAAACGACAAAUAGGAUGGUUUCCUGCUAAUUAUGUAAAACUUUUGAGCCCUGGUACCAGUAAAACUACACCAACCGAGCUACCUAAAUCAACAGCAUUACCUUCAGUGUGCCAAGUAAUUGGCAUGUAUGACUACACUGCACAGAAUGAUGAUGAGCUAGCAUUCAAUAAAGGCCAGAUUAUAAACGUCCUUAACAAGGAAGACCCAGACUGGUGGAAAGGGGAGGUGAAUGGACAAGUGGGUCUCUUCCCAUCCAACUAUGUGAAGCUGACAACAGAUAUGGACCCAAGCCAGCAAUGGUGUGCAGAUUUGCAUCUUCUGGAUAUGCUGACACCUACUGAAAGAAAAAGGCAGGGAUACAUCCAUGAGCUCAUUGUCACAGAAGAGAACUAUGUAAAUGAUUUGCAGUUGGUCACAGAGAUCUUCCAGAAACCACUAAUGGAAUCUGAGCUGCUAACAGAAAAGGAAGUUGCUAUGAUUUUUGUUAAUUGGAAGGAGCUGAUUAUGUGCAAUAUAAAACUACUGAAGGCCUUGCGUGUGCGUAAGAAGAUGUCUGGAGAGAAGAUGCCAGUGAAAAUGAUUGGUGACAUCCUGACAGCUCAGCUGCCACACAUGCAGCCAUACAUUCGGUUCUGUAGCUGCCAGCUCAACGGGGCAGCACUCAUUCAGCAGAAAACAGAUGAAGUCCCCGAAUUCAAGGAGUUUGUAAAAAGGUUAGCAAUGGAUCCUCGCUGUAAAGGAAUGCCACUAUCAAGUUUUCUACUAAAGCCUAUGCAACGGGUAACAAGAUACCCACUAAUAAUUAAAAAUAUAAUAGAAAACACUCCUGAAAACCAUCCUGACCACAGUCACUUGAAGCAUGCUCUUGAAAAAGCAGAAGAAUUAUGUUCUCAAGUAAAUGAAGGAGUGCGAGAGAAAGAAAAUUCAGAUAGGCUGGAGUGGAUCCAGGCUCAUGUUCAGUGCGAAGGCCUCUCUGAGCAACUCGUAUUUAAUUCUGUUACAAACUGCUUGGGACCACGCAAGUUUCUGCACAGUGGGAAGCUCUAUAAAGCCAAGAGUAACAAGGAACUGUAUGGCUUUCUGUUCAACGAUUUCCUCCUCUUGACUCAGAUCAUAAAACCUCUUGGCUCUUCUGGCACAGACAAAGUCUUCAGCCCCAAGUCUAAUCUGCAAUACAAAAUGUACAAAACUCCCAUUUUUCUAAAUGAAGUACUAGUAAAAUUACCCACAGACCCUUCUGGAGAUGAGCCCAUUUUCCAUAUCUCCCACAUUGAUAGAGUCUAUACACUCCGGGCUGAAAGCAUUAAUGAAAGGACUGCGUGGGUUCAGAAAAUUAAAGCUGCUUCGGAACUUUACAUAGAGACUGAAAAGAAGAAGAGGGAAAAGGCCUACUUAGUUCGCUCACAAAGAGCAACAGGCAUUGGGAGGUUGAUGGUGAAUAUUGUUGAAGGCAUUGAACUAAAACCUUGCAGAUCCCAUGGAAAGAGUAAUCCAUACUGUGAGGUGACGAUGGGCUCUCAGUGCCACAUCACCAAGACAAUGCAGGACACCCUCAAUCCGAAGUGGAACUCCAACUGCCAGUUCUUUAUCAAAGACCUUGAGCAGGACGUGCUCUGCAUCACGGUGUUUGAGAGGGACCAGUUCUCCCCAGAUGACUUUCUGGGCAGAACAGAGAUCCGUGUGGCAGACAUUAAGAAGGAUCAGGGUUCAAAGGGACCAGUUACAAAGUGUCUCCUUCUCCACGAAGUCCCAACAGGAGAGAUAGUCGUCCGACUAGACCUGCAAUUGUUUGAUGAGCCUUAGAAGGAAAGGGACCAAUGUUUUUUUUUUUGUUUUGGUCUGAGUUCACUGCAAUGUAGGUAUCUGCAGAAGCUGUCACAAAACCCUGAUCGGUUUGGUAUGAAACUACUGCUUGCCCUUCACACACAAGAGGGUUAUCAAAGCAAACAGGAGCAUCUUUGUGCCUUGAUAAUUCUCACUGAAAAACGAGUCCCAGUUUAGUGAGGAAGUCUCCCUCAGUUUCUCCAUGUGGAACCUGAUGAUGGUUUCCUGGGUUUAUGAAGUAACCUGGUUGUUUGUUGUGCUGCUGGCACACCGCACAGGUCCCCGUGCUUGCUCCAGUUACUCUACUCGUUAAUUGACAUGAAGAAGGCAGUGUUGGUAUGUUUGGUGGCUGUCUGCAGGGUUUUCCCCCAUAAGGAAUUCUGUGCCUAUUGCUCAGCAAAGUGGCGUGUAAAUGUUUUGUGAAUGGAACAAACAGUUAUGCAGUAAGAAGAUCUCUGGAGAUCUUCAUGGCGAUACUGAAAAUAUUUAGAAAAGAAAUAGUCUAUAUCUAUAAACAGAGAAGAUUCUAUUAACAUACCACUUCAUGACUCACAUUGCCCCCAAAAUAAAUUCCGUGCAGGCCUUGUGCGCAGAGAUGAGUUGCACUCCAGAAGAAUCCACCCACUCAGUACCUUUGGAAGAAGACUUUGAACAGUGAGUGAAGGACGGAACGAUAGAGCCCUGCUGAAUGUUGUGCUGUACCACUUCAAUACUGUUUUACUACUGCCGCUCAGUUGUGUGAGUGCAGGUGGAUGUUCCGUCACCUGCAGUGAGGAAGGAAAAAAAAUGAUGGCUCUAGCUCAGGAAGCUCAUUUCUGCCCCAUAGACUAGUUUGCAAAGCAAUCGGUGGUGACCAGUUAUUAAACUGGACUGUUCCUGACUGCGUUCGACAUCAUGUUGCUGAAUUCAGGGCUGUAGCGCUGUCACUCACAGCAGUGUUUGUUGCAAACUGGGCUGGUCACAAAGUUGGUGGCAAAGAUGGUAGACGUGAGCAGAACGGAGUGUUUGUGAUCGUGUGAUGGAGUGGGUAAACCCAGGGUGAUGUCAUUUCAUCUUGGGGAACGCAAAAGGUUUUAUGUGUGUUUAACUCAACACAUAGCACACAUACAGGCCAAUGUCCAGCAAACUUCCCACGUUCGGCAAAGCGUCUGUCUCUAAGUGCACACAUAGGUAGUGUUUCCCUUACGUACACAACUAAGUGCUUUGCUAGGACUGGAUGUGACAGAGCCCUAAGAGUAAAAUUCAUCUUUGUUCUGCCUGGAAUCAUUUUGUUCAUUACCUAUCAUGCAUACACUGGUAUUUUUGUAAUGACUUUAUUCUGAAUGGGAGGUGUCAGCCUGUUCCAUUAGCAUGUGAAUGUUCUCGUGGAGCCUGUUGUUAGGUUUUGAUGUUCCUUGCAUGUCCUUUCAGUACCGGUUUCCACCUUCCCUGUAUAGAUGGUGUUCUCUAGCACUACAAUUCUUAUUGAUUUCCAUUAGGAAAUUAGGAUAUAUUCAUAACGAAUAGGUAGAUACAGUAUGGUAGUAAGUGUAAACUGUGCUGGGAAGUGUCUGUGUAUUAUAAUUUCCUACGAGACCACUGUAAUGUUUCAAGCAAUGGGAAAAAAAAAAAAAGUAUGUUGGAGGGACGACAAAGUUUACAUUUCAUACUUUUCAGAAUCGCUUUAUUAUUUAUUUAUUGAAGAUGAUAGUGUAGAAUUUUGUAUCAGAAAUGACAGACAUACUUAUGUAUUUUUUGAAACAGAAAAAACAGAGAAUACACGCUUCAGUUACAAACUUUUGACUGAUCACAUUUGAGAGGGAGUGCAACUUCCUGGGCACGCAUUUGGUUACCACUAACUGGCAGAAAACACAAUCAAGAGAACUUUAAGUUUCUAUUUUUCAAUGUUGUUAAGAAAAUCGUUUCGAUUAAAAUAUGUAAAUAGUACUAAACCCAUGUUUUCCUAAUUCCAUAUCAAUACAUUUUAUUAAAUAUAACGUAUAUGAAGAUACACAUUGUUGUGGUAGGAUUAAAAACAAAGUGAUAAAAUCUAUUAAUGGGUAACAUUAAAUGUCAUUGUCUAACCUUUUA